AUGCAACGAAAUAUACGGUUUUUCGAUCACCGAGGUGGUGCCCUUGCGGUCCCUAGGUAUACUUUGAACGAAGUCCCUGUAUCCAGUUUUGCAAAAUAUUGUUUCAACUUAUGAACGCAGAAAUUUUCGUCUGAUUUUGCUUGAGAAAAAUUUUUUUUUUUGAAAGAAGGAUAUUUACUUGUCUGUUGUAUUCGUACGGAUUUUGUGUUUACCGUGAAUCCGGAAAAAAAAAAAUCAUUCACAACAUAGGAAAACUACUGUAGCAAAGUAUCUUCUACAGAGAUCUCCCAUGAACUAAGAAAAGAAAACCAAAAACUCGUUUUCGUAUGCUGCUUAGUUACUGUAGGAGUGGCUUCAAUAGCGUAACUACAGUGGGCGGGACCUAAAAAAUGUGGUUCAUAGAAAUUGAGCAACGGUAAGCUCCGCCUGCAUUCUGGCUUUAAAACCCGUCGUUUUCAUGUACAAAUCUCCAUUCUCACUACAUCUUAAUUUUUGCCAAAGGUCUGGUAUUUUUCGAAAAUCCGCCUGCUUCUCUGACAGCUUUAGAGUAGCUCUUCUUUCGAAUAUAUAUAUAUAUAGUGGAACCUCUUUUCUUUCUUUUCAUUUUUCUUUUAUGAAAUUUUUUCAUCAAAAAGUGUUUCUUUGUUUUUCAUUUUCCAAAAAAGUUCUACGACGACUUCGUGCACGCCCGAAUCUGUUCAGGGAUAAUUGACAAUGCGUUUGGUUGUUGCGUCAAUCGUUCAUCUUCUUUUACUAGCAACUCAUUUCAACGCAGCAGAAGAUCAAAUCCGUAAGUUGUUUCGAGAAUUGAUUGAGUUGAGACAAUUUCCAAGAAAAACAAAAUCGAUACCACAUUAUGAGCUAAAACAACACGAUCUGAAGUUUCAUUUUUGCCUGUUUAGGACCUGGAGUUUUUUUUUUCAAUGUCUUAAUAUAUUUCAAUCAUGAAAAUGAAACGGGUUCAAAGAAAUAAAAAAAGUUUCAAAGUAUAUAAAUAACAAAAAAAAACCGUUGAAUGUGUCUUUUUUUAAAUUUUUUUUCCGGCAGCUUUCUAUUUAAUCCAAACUCAGCCGAGCCUAAUUUCUCGAGUUUUGACUUGCAAAAAAAUAAAAAAAGUUGCUCAAUUAUAUGUUUCACUUUGUCCAAUCGUUGUCAGUCAAGGUUUGAAACAGAACUGGACUUUCAAAAAGCGCGUUUUUGGGUGUCAUUUUCAUUGUUUUUACUCUAACGUUCACGAGUAUCGAUAAAGUUUAUUUUUUUCUUAUUCUAUUUUUGAUGAACUUCAAUUAAUUUUUUUGAACCUAGUAUAUCUUUUUAAUAUGAGCAACUGGAGAACUGCCGACCGUCCAAACAUAUUUAACAUCAUAUAUCCUUAAGGAGGCCUUCAUUAUCACCUUUUUUUGAAUUUUUUUGCUUUUUAAAGUUUCAAUAUGCAAUAUUUGCAACAAAUUAAAAAACCUAUGUGUGUCACUGGAAAAAGUUGCUUUUUUAAUAAACUUGCUUCAAUGAAAUUUUCACGCGUUUUAAAUAUGAACUUCAGAUUCUACGUGUAAAAUAAGAUAAUGGGCAACCCUAUCUCACGCAAUUAAAGGCAUAGGGACAGUAAAAAAUGGGGUUUCAGGUGAAAGCAGUAUCUUAUAUAGUUUUUCUUUCCGAAUCGAAUGGUGUACUCAAAAAAAUUAAAUAUGUGACCACUUUAGAAGAAAAACGCGAUUUUACUUUCCCGCCUUUAUUUUUGAAAAAGCUUUGGAUCGGUAUGCAGACAAAUGUUUACAGUAGCCGUGCACGCGAUGUUGCGGACGUCUCAUUAGACUCGCAUUUUGUGAGAAAUAACCGGGUAUCUGCUUCAAGUUAAGGGUUUCUUCUCUGAAAAAACAUUUAGUCAAACAAAAAACACACACCGAUAAUGAAGAAAACACAAAAUAAUGCUAUCCCAAUCGAAACCUGUGUGAAAUUAUCAUUUUUCACCAAAGAAGCGUUUUUGCGAUCAAAGUUUGCAAAUUAUUCAUGAAUAGAAAGCUUUUGUGACGAAAAGAACUUUGGUGACAACAGAAAAAAUGGAAAUUUGAAAGAAACGAAGAAAAAAGCGAAAAUCCGGAAGAUGGCGAAGUCUGUUGUCCAUAGAGCAACUUUACUGCAAAGCGCCCUUUUCGCGGGAACUCAAACUUUCCUUUCUCCGACUUUGAAUUAUUUUUUCUCCAAAACUAGGAACUUCUCUAAGUUUCCAAGUUCACCGUUCGAUUCGCAAUGAAAAGCUCUACAAAUAACUGCUUUGAACUAAAACACCGUUUUAUACUGCCCCUAUGCCUUUAAGAUUACUUUGCGCGCCCAAUUGGAAUAGCAAAAAAAAGGAAGUACUGAGCAAAAAAUGAGCGACCGCGAUGUGUGCGGACCUUGGCGGUCUGUACUAAUGUAUUUCUCGCUUUCGAAAGAAGAUAAUUAAGUGACGUCACGCAGUAAUGGUUUGCGAUAUAACGAAAUCACAAGUCAUUUUAUUUAACUUCAUUAAAACUUUCUGUAAAUCCAUAAAUUUAAAAUUUUUUGGCGAGUUUAAUUUUCUAACCAUAACCCUGAAUCUUUUGGAUGUUUUUUUUUGAAAACUAGAAAUAUUUGGAGCGAACGCAGAGUUACAACCACAUACAAUCUGACUCCAAAGCAAACUUUUGAGAUUAUGUUAUGCGGUCCUGCGAAGCAUCAUUCAAGUUUUGAAAAUUAUCCUCUCCAAAACUAGAAUUUUGUCCAGGUAACGAGGAUGUUUUUUUAUUAUUACGAACCCUAAAAAGUAUUUCAGAACACUUGUAUAAAAUUAUAAAAUUCCAACUGCAAAGAAAAGUUAGCUAUCUCUUAAAGGCAUAAGGGCAGGUAAAAACGGGGUUUCAGGUGAAAACAGCAUAUUUAAUUUUUACUUUCUCGUCUUUAAUUUUGAAAUAUGCUUUCGAUCGGUGUACGAACAAAUGUUUACAGUAGCCGUGCACGCCAUGUUGUGGAAGCCUCAUUAGACUCGCAUUUUGUGAGAAAUAACCGGAAAACUUCUUCAAACCAAGGGUUUCUUUUCUGACAAAUCAUUUAGGUGGACAAAAAGAACACCGAUAUCAAAGGAAACAAAAAAUCGAUGUCUCAACCGGAAGCUGUAUGAAAUCAUGAUAAUCAUCUUUUUCACAAAAGAAACAUUUCACGAUUGAAGUUUGCAAAUUAUACAUCAGUAGAAAAUUUUUGUCGCAAAAAGCUUCGGUGAAAACAGAAAAGAAAUUGAAAACUGAAAGAAGCGGAAAAAAAAGGCGAAAAUCCGAAAAAUGGCAAUACGUGUUUUCCAUAAAUUAACUUUACUGCAAAACGCCCUUUUGGCGGGAACUCAAAAUUUCCUCUCUCCGACUUUGAAUUUUUUUUUCUCCAAAACUAUAAAGCUCGGUAUGUUUCCAAGUUCACCGUUCGAUUUGCAAUAAAAAAAUCCAGUACUGCUCUGAACUGUGAAACCGUUUUUUACCUUUAAAGACAAUUUGAGAGUUGUUUUCAGCCUAUUUGUGCUUGAAGUUCAAUAUCAGCUGUCCGACAACGUGAGUUUUUUUUAACCGCUUUUUGUUUGCAAAAAUUUUUUUAUUUAUUAUGUCUGUUUACUCAAUUCAGAAUGCUUUUUAGCAUCUCCAUAUUAACUUUUUUUGCUGCCUUAAUUAAAAAUUGGAAUAAAUCAAAAACGGUUUUUUUUUAAAAUUAUCACCAGCAUCUUUUGUUUUGAUAAUGAAAAAUAAACCGAAACCGCAGUAUUUAUAGAAAAAGUUCAAAACUCCUGGUUUACAGAACAUCUCCAAAGCCGAAAUUUUCAACCUUCAUUGUCAAUCUGACAAGCCCGACUUCGGCUGCUCCUACAAUUUCGACAACAUACACCACAAUUCCGACUAUGACCACCUCGUCAUCAAAAAUAUCUCCGACUAUUUCAACGGUAACAUCAACUCGGGCCACGACCACGGCGAUCCCAACUACGGAAAAGACGACCUCUCUAAGCCCGACAUCUUCCACAUCUACCUUGACAAAAACUACCCCAACUUUGAGCACGACGAUGAUCUUACCGUCCACUUUCCCGCCGAACAUUAUUUCUGAAUCGAGUAUACCUCCCACCUCGUCUACAACGAUUACAUCAACUCCAAGCCCGACUCAAAAGAUCAUCACUACUUCGAUGUCGACCAGCCUUAUACCUUCUUCUGA
This is a messenger RNA of Caenorhabditis auriculariae, 4200 nucleotides long. The record is from the annotation of a GenBank genome assembly. Lineage: Eukaryota; Metazoa; Nematoda; Chromadorea; Rhabditida; Rhabditidae.